AUGACUGCCGGGAGAGAUAUAUAUGAAGGUUAUCGGGAAACGACCAGAUGGGCUAAUACGUUCGGAUUGAAUUCAGGCCGCCGCUCCUUCCACGUCCAGAAGUCGACUUGCUCCAACUGCGGUUACCCUGCCGCUAAGACUCGCAAGUUCAACUGGAGCGAGAAGGCCAAGCGCAGAAAGACCACCGGCUCCGGCAGAAUGCGUCACCUCAAGGAGGUCCACCGCCGCUUCCACAACGGCUUCCAGGUCGGCACCCCCAAGGGCGCUCGUGGUCCCGAGAACCACUAG
Messenger RNA from Aspergillus welwitschiae, 288 nucleotides. RefSeq names its product 60S ribosomal protein eL37. The record is from RefSeq and is a predicted model, not a curated record. Gene Ontology annotation, cellular component: cytosolic large ribosomal subunit; ribosome. Gene Ontology annotation, biological process: translation. Gene Ontology annotation, molecular function: RNA binding; structural constituent of ribosome. The transcript is spliced from 2 exons. NCBI's taxonomy places the organism in Eukaryota, Fungi, Ascomycota, Eurotiomycetes, Eurotiales, Aspergillaceae. The coding region runs from base 1 to 288 and encodes 95 amino acids.